CAUAGCUCACACCUUCACACACUCUUCUGAGCUCUGCAGACAUGAGCAGUAACUUUGGCCACCCGUCUCAGCCAGUGUUCAUGGUGGAUUCUGGCAGAGGUCAACCUAGACAACAUCAGUACUACCACCAGCAGAUGCCCAGACACACAGAGCCACGACUGGUGCCCUGCUGGACGUUCCCCCCUGCACAAGCUGAGAUGAGGAAAAGGGACUCGGGGAGAAUGAAUGCUGGGAUGGCCUGGGUACUGACACUGUUACUCCUGCUGGUUUUUGCAGCCCUGGGAGUAGGAGCCUAUCAGAUCCUAAUGUUACAGACUGAAGUGCAACGGCUGUCACAGUGGCAGGAAAAGCCCGCACAAAUGCAGAGCAACGCUCCACUGAAACAAGUUGGCCUGAAUCCUGCUGAGCUGAACAGGAACACACAAAAAUCUGCUGCACACUUGAUAGGUCGUCCCGACCAGAGCACAUCAUCUGGAACUCUGAAGUGGGAAGCAAAACUCGGCGAGGCCUUCACAGAAGGCGUCAAGUACAUCAACGGCAGCCUUCAGGUCAACGAGACCGGUUUGUACUUUGUAUACUCCCGGGUGGAGAUUCUUUCACCGAAGUGCAACCCCAAAGACUAUUACACUCACAAAGUGGGUCUGAAGAGAAACAGCCGUGACCGGACAAUCAUGGAAGAUCACCGAGAGGGCUUAUGUGUGGUGGGGAGCAAUCAACCGUGGAUGACCGGCAGUCAGCUAGGCUCGCUUCAGCAUCUCAGGGAGUCCGACUGGCUGUUCGUCAGUGUCUCACACCCCCAUCUGCUCAGCAAAAAUUACCACAGCAACUAUUUUGGCCUCUUCAAGAUCCACUGAUCAUGGAGGAAAGUUAGGUGAUGCUUAGGAAGGGCAUGAUUGUGAGUUCAAAUGAAGAGCUCAGCAGUCACCUGACUACCCUGAGAUCCUCAGAGCUUCAUUGCAAUGCAGUCUGUCUGCUUGGCAUUGUCAAAUCACAUUUGACUUUGAAUGUAUCAGUUGCCUGUGGCUAUUCAGUUCUUUUGGAAAGUCUUGCAGAAGACUUUCAGAUUGAACGAACACUAAUAUGCUUCUGUAUCAGGAGAAAGUAGAUUAAAUACAAAUAUUUAUUUUCUUUAAAGUCUAAUUGUAAAUGAUCAAUGGUCAUAUUGACUAAGUAAUAUAUAAAUAAUGGUUAA
This is a messenger RNA of Labeo rohita (rohu), 1192 nucleotides long. RefSeq names its product Fas ligand (TNF superfamily, member 6) (gene faslg). The coding region runs from base 42 to 854 and encodes 270 amino acids. The record is from RefSeq and is a predicted model, not a curated record. NCBI's taxonomy places the organism in Eukaryota, Metazoa, Chordata, Actinopteri, Cypriniformes, Cyprinidae. The transcript is spliced from 4 exons. Gene Ontology annotation, biological process: immune response; extrinsic apoptotic signaling pathway via death domain receptors; positive regulation of canonical NF-kappaB signal transduction. Gene Ontology annotation, molecular function: tumor necrosis factor receptor binding. Gene Ontology annotation, cellular component: membrane.